AUGGUCCCUUCCUCCUCAACACCGAGUCCCAACCGCUUCGAUCACAUCAUCCGAGAAGAGGUAGCAACAGACCGACUGCACGACUCGCCUGCAUUGGACUCUAAGGGCGCAGCUCUCGACUCUGUGCUUGACCCGAGCUUCGGCGAGGACUAUGAAAAGCGGCAGCAACAGCCCUUUUGGCGAAAAGCGCUCAUGGCCCUGCGGGAACGGCGGAAGAGGAUCGCUCUCACUGAUUCCGCUGUCGGUUACGACGACCUGUUAAGCAAUGAAAUGCGAGAGGGAGCCCACCCCCACAAGGAAAGAAUGCUAUCGUCAUCGCUUUUAAACAUCGCUCGCAAGACUGGCUUUCUUGUCUCCUCCGCGAUUGCCUUUAUCUUAUGCAUCUUUGGCAUCAUCCACGUCGUGAAUAUCCUUAUCAACCUCGGGCCUGUUUUCUACCAAGACGAAGCAUACGAUGUCCGAUCACGUCUGAGUGAGCCUGGUUAUACCGGAUCCGGGCUGUUGGAUUACCCUACCGAUGUCACGCGCGACAUCAAGCCCCUGCCAUGCCACAGCCAUAACGAUUAUUGGCGGCGCGUCCCUCUAUUUGAAGCCAUCAGCUACGGUUGUGUGGGCGUCGAGGCAGAUGUGUGGUUGUUCCCGGAUUCAUCAAAAGAACCAGAGCUCUACGUUGGCCACAACACCGCAGCUCUCACCCCAAAGCGUACCUUUCGUAGUCUCUACGUCGAUCCGAUUACCGAACUCCUAGACCGCACCAACUCUCCCGCUACCCUUUCCGUAUCUCACGAGGCGGCGCCUGUGCGACCAAAUGGCAUCUGGGAUGUCGAUCCCUCUCAGACCCUUGUCCUUCUCGUGGAUUUCAAGAAUGACGGUGAGAGUAUUUGGCCCGUCGUGCAAUAUCACCUCGAACCUCUCCGCUCCCGAGGCUACCUCACUUAUUGGGAUGGCACGAAUACCGUGGAGGGGCCGGUCACCGUUGUGGCGACUGGGAACGCUCCGUUCGAUUUCGUCAUCGCCAACUCAACAUACCGCGACAUUUUCUUUGACGCGCCGCUAGACACGCUCUUCGAAGAGCCUGAACCUAUUCCUAAGCUGGAACCUUCGCAAUUCAAACUCUCUUCUCUGGUUACCCCUUCCUCCAGCCAAGAAAGUGCGCGGCUUCCUUCGAGCCUAAACUCAGAUAGGUUCAACAGCAGCAACUCGUACUACGCGUCCGUGUCAUUCCCUAAAUCGGUAGGCCGCGCCCACUGGCUCAACGGCAAGCCUACUGAGCAUCAACUGCAUUUGGUGCGUGGCCAAAUUCGAGGUGCGAAGAGAAGAGGUCUGAAGCCCCGGUAUUGGGGUACACCAAAUUGGCCAAUAGCCAUACGCAACAGGAUGUGGGAGGUGUUGGUGGAGGAAGGAGUCAGUUUCCUGAAUGUUGACGACUUGCAGGCUGCGGCGGCUUGGGAUUGGGAAAGCAGAAGGCAUAUGACAUGGUUCUGGCUAUGA
Diplodia corticola is the source of this 1491-nucleotide messenger RNA. Its product is annotated as rrna biogenesis protein. NCBI's taxonomy places the organism in Eukaryota, Fungi, Ascomycota, Dothideomycetes, Botryosphaeriales, Botryosphaeriaceae. Bases 1 to 1491 code for a protein of 496 amino acids. Gene Ontology annotation, biological process: lipid metabolic process. The record is from RefSeq and is a predicted model, not a curated record. Gene Ontology annotation, molecular function: phosphoric diester hydrolase activity. The transcript has 2 exons.